This is a messenger RNA of Mus pahari (shrew mouse), 5079 nucleotides long. RefSeq names its product POU class 6 homeobox 1 (gene Pou6f1). Gene Ontology annotation, biological process: regulation of transcription by RNA polymerase II. Gene Ontology annotation, molecular function: RNA polymerase II cis-regulatory region sequence-specific DNA binding; DNA-binding transcription factor activity, RNA polymerase II-specific. The coding region runs from base 215 to 2197 and encodes 660 amino acids. The transcript is spliced from 11 exons. The record is from RefSeq and is a predicted model, not a curated record. NCBI's taxonomy places the organism in Eukaryota, Metazoa, Chordata, Mammalia, Rodentia, Muridae.
GGAGCAGUCUAGGAAGGGGGAAUUCUAGGAAUAGCUCCUGAGUUGGAGAUCACCGGGAGUAAUUCUGUCUCUGCUCUUUCUUCAGGAAUCCUGCCCAGGGAAACACCCCCUCACCUUUGCCUGGGGUUCUAGAUGUUCACUAGUUUCACCUUGGGUUUUACUGGGUUGCUGUUCCCUGCUGGACAGAGAGUGGGAGUGGAGGAACCCCCUAGGGAUGGAUACCUGGUCCUCUCUUUCCCUUGCCAUCCAAAACAUAGGUAGUUUGAACAUUGCAUCUUUGUAUCACAUCAGCCUGUGCUUUUCUACUCUCCCUACCGAGGAUGCGCUAGGUGUGGGCUGGCGCCUACCCCACCCUGCAGUGACCAUGGAUCCCGGAGCUGGAUCUGACUCAUCUCUGACUGUCAACGAGCAGGUCAUUGUGAUGUCAGGCCACGAGACCAUCAGAGUAUUGGAAGUCGGAGUGGAUGCCCAGCUUCCAGCCGAGGAGGAGAGCAAAGGGCUGGAGAGUGUGGCAGCUGGUGGCUCCCAGACUGGAGGCCCUGUUGAAGCCAGUGGACCUGCUAGUGAAGCUGGGCCAUGUGACCCAGACCAUUCUGCGGAGGCAACUGUGACGUCGCUGCCCGGAAUCCCUCCGAGUCCUGCCCCAGCGAUCGCCACCUUCAACCAAGCCCCGAGCCAGCCUCAGGCAUCACAGACCCUGACGCCGCUGGCUGUACAAGCUGCCCCCCAGGUCUUGACUCAGGAAAGCUUAGCCACAGUUCUGACAGGAGUUAUGGUCCCAGCAGGGGCUGUUACUCAACCUCUUCUUAUCCCCAUCGGUAUUACAGGUCAAGUGGCUGGGCAGCAGGGGCUGGCCGUGUGGACAAUCCCUACAGCAACUGUGGCUGCCCUCCCAGGACUGACCGCGGCCUCUCCCACGGGGGGAACUUUCAAGCCACCUUUAGCUGGUCUCCAAGCAGCUGCCGUGCUGAACACCGCUCUCCCGACACCUGUACAAGCUGCCCCACCAAUCCAGGCCUCCUCGCCUGCCCAGCCCCGGCCACCAGCUCAGCCCCAGCCGCUGUUCCAGACCCAGCCGCUGCUACAGACCACGCCUACCAUCCUCCCACAACCCACCGCUGCCGUUGCUGCCCCCACACCCAAGCCAGUGGAUGCCACCCCGCAGAUCACCGUCCAGCCUGCAGGCUUUGCACUUAGCCCAGGGAUCAUCAGUGCAGCCUCCCUCGGGGGACAGACGCAGAUCCUGGGCUCCCUCACUACAGCUCCAGUUAUUACCAACACCAUUCCCAGCGUGCCCGGGAUCAGCAGUCAGAUCCUCACUAAUGCUCAGGGACAGGUUAUCGGAGCACUUCCGUGGGUAGUGAACUCAGCUAGCGUGGCCACACCAGCACCAGCACAGAGUCUGCAGGUCCAAGCCGUGACUCCCCAGCUCUUGUUGAAUGCCCAGGGCCAGGUGAUCGCAACCCUAGCCAGCAGCCCCCUGCCUCAGCCUGUGGCUGUCAGGAAGCCAAACACACCGGAGUCCCCUGCUAAGAGUGAGGUGCAGCCUAUCCAGCCGACACAAGCCGUGCCCCAGCCUGCCGUAAUCCUCACCAGCCCAACCCCAGCGCUCAAGCCGUCAGCCUCAACUCCCAUCCCGAUCACCUGCUCAGAGACCCCAACCGUCAGUCAGUUGGUAUCAAAGCCGCACACUCCAAGUCUGGAUGAGGACGGGAUCAACUUAGAAGAGAUCCGGGAGUUUGCCAAGAAUUUUAAGAUCCGGCGGCUCUCCCUGGGUCUGACACAGACCCAGGUGGGCCAGGCUUUGACCGCGACAGAAGGGCCAGCCUACAGCCAAUCAGCCAUCUGCAGGUUUGAGAAAUUGGACAUCACACCCAAGAGCGCUCAGAAGCUGAAGCCGGUUUUGGAAAAGUGGUUGAUGGAGGCGGAGCUCCGGAACCAGGAAGGCCAGCAGAAUCUGAUGGAGUUCGUGGGCGGUGAGCCCUCCAAGAAACGCAAGCGGCGUACUUCCUUUACACCGCAGGCCAUAGAGGCUCUCAACGCCUACUUUGAGAAGAACCCCCUGCCCACCGGCCAGGAGAUCACAGAGAUUGCCAAGGAGCUCAACUAUGACCGGGAAGUGGUGAGGGUCUGGUUCUGUAAUCGACGCCAGACACUGAAGAACACCAGCAAGCUGAAUGUCUUCCAGAUCCCAUAGGGCUCAUGUCAGUGUGUGCCGCGUAUGCCGGUGCUCCAUACUCUUCCCUCAGCAACCAGCUGAAGUCACUGCGGUGGCCGUACCUGUGCAGCCAUGCUUGCCCUAGGUCGUGAGACUCCACCUGUGCAUGCGUGUCAAUGCCUGCCUCUUCUGCCCACAUAUGUCACACCCUGGGGAGGCCCAAGGGGCUGCAUGAGAGCCCUAGGCUCUGGGCUGCGCAUGUGGAAGGAAGGGGUUUGUGGGGUCCAUAGAAAAGCACUUUGCUAAGGUGGUUUCUGAAGGGUGAAUUCUGGUUGGGAACUAGAAAGGCUCUGCCUUUGGGACAGGGCUGUAGCAACCUUUGGGGGCAGCUGUGUAGUAGCUCUUGGUUUCGGUGGCACCCUUCACUCCUCUGCGGUUGUGCCCGUGUGACAACUCACCCGGUGGAUCUGCAGCCUCACACUGCCUCCCUAACUCUGUCUAUGGGCACACUGAACCCCUUAAAGGACAGAGGCGAUGGAAUCCAGAGAAGCAUGGUGUGCUGCUACACUCACUGUCUGCCUUGAUCUUGAGGGCAGAAAGUUCCCAAAGUGACGCCGAGGGGUCGGAUGCCCAAGGUCAGGAGCUUCGAGGUCUCUCCCCGGGUCCUGCUGGUGGUGGGUUUGUGCUCACUCAGAAUGAUCUCUUCCGAAAACCAAGCUGGAAGGAAGCAAGAGUGAACUCUCCCACCCUGGAGAGUCUUAAGUCUGUGGCAGGUCUGGAAUUUAUAAAGUAAAUGAGGACGUCCACCCAGACUUUAACCUAAGUUUCCAGCUGUCUUCCGACACAAGAGCAUGCUAGAGUUUGGGAAAUUUUCCACUGCCCACUUCCACAGGCAGCAGCACGGGACAUGGAUUCCAACUGACUUCCCCCCUCUCUUGUGCCCAUACCCAUCUCAGUCCAGGACUGAGAUGUCUUUGAGGAGCUGGCGUGGGAGGAAGACAGAAUCUGAAGGGAUGAUGGUCUGGGAGGUCUCUUGUUGAGGCUGACUUAAUUCUAGUUUUGUUUGUAACUUAAAGUCUUGGAGGUCUCCAAAGACUUCACUUUGUCCAGUUGUGACCAGAUCUGUGUGUGAGCAACCCCCGUCCUCACCCCUCUGUGGUGCUCCUCUGAGCCAACAGUGCCCAGGUCAGGGCUUUCCCUCGGUAGGUGAUGGCAAUCCGGGGCCUGGCAUCACACCCAAGCCGCUAAGCCAGUCUUUCCAGCCAGAGAGGUGGCCAGACUUUUCACUUUAGUGCCCUGGCUGGGAAAUGUAGCUCAGUGGGAGAGAGUUUAGCAUGUAUAAGGCUCCAGAGUCAGAGUGUAGCACUGAGGGGAAACACUGCUUUCAAGAAGUCAGGAAAGAGCUAAGACGUUCGCUUGGAUGACCCUUUACAAGCUGCAGGCAUCAACUGUCUUGCUCCUUUUGGGGUUGGUUUGUUGGCUUUUGUUUUGUUUGAGAUAGGAUCACAUUUUAGCCCAGGCUAACCUCAGACUUGGAGUUGAAGGCGGCCUGAUCCUCCUGUCUCCACUUCCCAAGCGCUGGGACUGCAGUCACAUCCCUGUGCCUGGCUCUUCUCCACUCCAUAGCCUUACAGAGCUCAGUCUCUGGGUGAUGUUGACAUCACGUGAUCUACCCUGAGGAAAUGACUCUCAAACAUGGACACGAUGCGGUCUCUGCUGGUCCCAGUGCAGAGAUACUAGGGCACGGCUUCCUCUCUCCUACUCUGUUCCCUUUCCUGAUGACUGCUAGUCCCUCUUGGGUCCUGCAGCGCCUGUGCGGAGGACCUCCUAGUGUAGCUCUGACACCGAGAGGAGGGCAGUUGUGUGCUGAUUACACACACACACACCCCACUGCAUUCCGAGUCUGUCAGGUUUAAGGAGACAAGUAGGUAGCUCUCCUGACCCUGCCUCCCAAGAAAGACUAUUUCCCGGUCACGUGAUUAUCAGCCCACUUCCGUGAGAUGGGAAGUCAGGAGGGGUCCAGUAAGAGAGCUUUCGGUAGGGAUGCUUAGAGCCCUGAAGCUUAUCAAGAUGGUGCGCCUGAGAAAAUGAUAUGCAGCUUCUCUUGCUCAAAGCCUGCACUCAGGAGCUACUCCACAGUGCAGCCGUGCUGUGGACAUGGGAGGAUACCACCUGUUCUGUGCAUGAGAGGGGGGAAAAAAUCAUGAACCACUGGUCUAAAUGAAGCCUGACCAUACAUUCUCACUCCAUCCUUUGUCUAAAUCUGUCUUCCCAAGGCUGGACUGGAACGAACCAUUUUCUCCUGUGUUGGAAAGACACGUCGGUCUUUCAGAACAGUACCAUGUUUACAGGACGGACUUCUCAUGUGUAUAAAGUGUACCCUAAAGUGGGGUUCGCUUUGGCCUUUGAACUCUGCCCCUGCCCCCUAGCCUGGGCCACUGAUCUACAGUCUUUGUUAUUUGGGGGAGCAUUAGACUCUAAAAAAGUGUUAAUAGCAGUUUUAUCAUGAAAGCACCUUCUCGGACGUAAGCCCGCGCUCAAUGGCUCUUUUGCCCUGGAAAGGGGAGAAUGGGAGGAAGUAGUUCAACUGUGUGGUUGGUUUGUUUUAAGUGAUGGGAAACCAAGACUCUCUGUGGCCCUGCUGAAUUAGCUGCGCCCUUCGACCCUGCACUAACUAUGGCACUUCACCCAAGCAAAGUCCACGGAAGAAACUGGUCACACGAACCUUGAACGCACGUGAGUUUGGAAUGAGAACACCUGAUGUGUUUGUGUUCUUGAAAAUGCAGUCACCUUCCUUUGCCCAGGACUCCUUUCCUGCCUGGCGGGCCACAUCCCCGGAAGUCCCAACAGUCCCCUGGCUCGGGGCACCGCCCACUGCCAGCUGGGGAGGAGGAUGGGGGAGGAUUGCCGUAUCGUGUGAA